AUGAGCGACGAGAUAGCAGCUCUCACGUCCAAUACUACAGCCACCAACAACACACCACAGCUCCCUACCCCCUCAUUAGUCACAAACUCGCACCCCGAUCUCCCUGCUACCCCACCAGUCACAACUUCAAACUCGCCCCCUGAUAUUCCUCCUGGUGAACCUUCUGAAACACACUCCCUCAGUCAUGAGAGUUCAGAGCCCCUGCGCCAGGCUAAUUCAUCCAGCUGGGCAGCACGGAACCCAACACACCCUAUCAUCCAUCCUCGUACACCACCGCCUCGACUCACAGAUGCACAGAAGGCUUCUCGCAAGAUCAAGAGGGACCAAAAGAUUGAGAGAAUGAAGCGCUUACACGAUGCCGUCGCUGGAUAUCUGGACAAACAGAAAACGAAGAUUGAAGCACUGUCACGGGCUCACAACGUCACUCCGAAGCAAAUUAACAAUAUCAUUGGGAGUCAGACACACUAUUGCACAUCACGCAAGAGUCAAUUAAUCAAUGCCCUUGUUCACGCCAAGGCAAUGGAGGUGAACGUAGGUGAAUACAGUUUGGCGGAGCUCUGCGACAUGGUCGCAAAUGACCCUCAAACAAAAAGUUUGACAAAGGACGAAAAGGCCGCUCACAUCAUGGCCCUUGAGGAGUAUCGUGAAAAGAAGGUAGUCAGUAUUCGAGCGAACAAUUUGGCAGCUGCACGGGAUGUUCUCGUCACGACAGAGAGGAUUGUCAAGGAGCUCGAUGACUUGCAAAUUCGCACUGGCAUCUAUGCAACAUUGAUCAUUGUCCGCAGUCACAUUAACAACACGACUCAAAGUGCCAUGCACGGCACGGAUAACUCAGAGGAUUUUUGGGAGGAUGUGUACGAGCACCCCAUGGCUGACUUUCUCAGGCAAUAUGAGCAAUGGGCUUGUACCCAGAAUCAAAUACAGAAACAGGUACGGAAAUUGAUUAUUUGGGGCCUGGGUGAGCAACAACAUUGUCUGUGUGCGCUGUCCCAUCUAACAUCAUCUCCAGUCUCAAUCACCGGCAAAAAGGACAUAGUUAUGAACUACACCAACUACGAAACAGCUAUCGUCGAAGCCUAUGGGGUGCACCUUGUAGGAUGGCCUGAAGGUGUCGACUUUAUCAGCCCGUCGAACAUUGGCACAGUAGGUGACAUUCGCAGGCUUCGGGAUGCACUCAAGACUAGAAUGUGCUCUUGGACCACUCUGUCACCAGCGGAAGUCAAGGCUCACACCGCUGAACUCGAUGCACGCUGGUCAGCUGGGGAGGUGGUUCACAAGCCACGAAAAAAGUGUUCGGACGCUGGAGUAGCUCGGAAGCGCAAGGUUCUGCCCACAUCAAACAAGAAUAAUCGAAAAUCAUCAAAGAGGGCGAAGGAGGCCCCUGCUCGGCUUUGGGAAGCCCCAAAAAGUGCUGAAUUUGUAGAGUCAUCUGACGAGGAGGAGGAGGAGGAGGAGGAGGAGGAGGAUGAAUAA
This is a messenger RNA of Suillus fuscotomentosus, 1473 nucleotides long. RefSeq lists its product as uncharacterized. The record is from RefSeq and is a predicted model, not a curated record. The transcript is spliced from 4 exons. The coding region runs from base 1 to 1473 and encodes 490 amino acids. Lineage: Eukaryota; Fungi; Basidiomycota; Agaricomycetes; Boletales; Suillaceae.